This is a messenger RNA of Penaeus vannamei (Pacific white shrimp), 656 nucleotides long. Lineage: Eukaryota; Metazoa; Arthropoda; Malacostraca; Decapoda; Penaeidae. The record is from RefSeq and is a predicted model, not a curated record.
ACGAUAAAGGAAUAAUAUUUUACAUAUUUGUGGGAUUUUAACAUUGCUAUAUCAUUACUACUCUGAAAGAUAACAAGAAGACCAAAAUGGUGGCAGAAGUGGAAAUCCCUUCCGAAGUCGUAGAGCAGUACGAGCGUGAUGGCGCCGUUCUGCUGAAGGGCGUGUUCUCUCCGUCGUGGGUGAUCAAGGUUCAGGACGGAAUAAUGAAGAAUCUAGAGAAACCUUCACAAUACUCAGAGCGUCUUGUUCCAGGCGAUGCGAUCAUCUUCCACAUGAAGACGGUCCACGGUGCACCUGGCAACGCGUCCUUCUGUACUCACCGACGUGUCCUUUCUACUCGCUGGCUCGGUGAGGAUGCUGUGCUGGCAACCCGACCGUGGGAAGUCUCACCACCAAUUACCGGAGGCCUCAAGCCUGGUCAGCGCGCCGUGUGUGACACAUUCCCGAUUGUCUACACCAGCGACGGGCGGAAGACAGCGCCUCUCAUGCAAUCGACUCCCUUGUUAGCAGCUUAUGAAUCUCUUGUAAGACACUUUAAUAAAGAUUUGCUUCGGCUUACUCCUGUGAGAAAUAUGCGAGAGCUAAUGAGUCUGGAGCGGACUCUGCCAAAGACGCUAGCUAGAAUGCCAAAUAUGAGAGUAAGAGUGGGAACAUAG